This is a messenger RNA of Prunus armeniaca (apricot), 297 nucleotides long. NCBI's taxonomy places the organism in Eukaryota, Viridiplantae, Streptophyta, Magnoliopsida, Rosales, Rosaceae. The record is from the annotation of a GenBank genome assembly.
AUGAAGGGAAACAAAAGGCAUUUCCAACAAAGGUGUUCAUUCUUGAGAAAUCAAGAAAAGCUUGUGGCUAAAGUUCAUUUCCUAAGCAUUAGAUUCAUGUUUCCUUCAUGGACCUCAUUUUUUUAUCUGGACCCAGCCCAAGCUUUCGUGCCAUACCGAGCAUGGCCUACUAAUAUUCAUGCUCGUGCCGUGUUCUUAUCUAGCUACAUUAUGAUGGACAACAUUGUAUUUGACAAAGAGCUUGCAAGCUGGUGCCAUGGGAUGAAUGAGCUGGAGAAUGAGCUACCAUUGCCAUGA